UCCGGCAUCAGUGCGUCUGCGCUGAAGAAGCCCCCAAAUACCUCAUUUCUUCUGCGGAACCCGAAGCCAGCCUGCAAAGCUCGGAGUCGGAGCAGGGCAGCCCAGAGCAGAAGGCCGAGAGUGGGGUUCGUGUGUGGACUUCCUUCUACUCGUGGCCCGAUCCCGCCCUCCCUGGUACAGCAGACCUGCAACCUGCUGCCCUCUGGUACCACCCCCCCCCAACCCCCGCCACCACUGGUUGCAGCAGAACUGCAUCCCCCUGUUCCCGGAACAACGGACCUACAUUCCGCAGUCCUGGUCGGAGCCCGGCCAAGCCUCUGCCUAGCGCAAGUAAAGCAGGUAUCUGCAGGGGGCCCUUUGGAAGGAGGAGGGAUGGCUGGGGCUCGGAAGCCGUCGCAGGCGGAUAAGGAGAUCGAGUCUGGGCUGGUGCGGGAUUUUGAGAUCGCUCUGUCCGGGAUCGGCCAGGAGCUGGAACCGGGGCCCUUCAGCAUGAAUGAUGUCCUUGCAUUGUCCAUGCUUAAACAAGAGUCAGAGCUGCCACCUGAUGAUGCAAAUAAAAUGCCCUUUCAGUAUGUGCUUUGUGCUGCUACCUCUCCCGCAGUCAAGCUCCACGAUGAAACGCUCACCUAUCUCAAGCAAGGGCAGUCUUAUGAGAUCCGAAUGCUGGACAAUAGGAAAGGGGGGGAACCCGCAGAGAUCAGUGGCGGGCUCGUGAAGAGUAUGUUUCGGUUGCUGUUCCAUGAUAGGGGACUGCAGUACUCUGAGCAGCAGCAGCAGUUUGAGAGCUGGGGAUGGAACAAACCAGGGGACAGAAUCCUUGAUAUAGACCUGGCAAUGUCCGUGGGUAUAACCGACCCUCGGGCAAAUCCAAAUCAGCUGAAUACUGUGGAGUUCCUGUGGGACCCUGCUGCAAAGAGCACAUCCGUGUUCAUUCAGGUGCACUGCACCAGUACCGAAUUCGAUGUGAAACAACCUGGGGGAGAAAAGGAAGUGGCAUUCCGACUUCAAAUUGACACUUUCAAGAAGAAUGAGAAUGGAGAUUACACUGAACACUUGCAUUCAGGCAGCUGUCAGAUCAAGGUUUUCAAAUCUGAUGAAGCAGAUGAGAAGCAAAAAAUAGACAGGGAGAAAAUGGAGAAGAAAAGCCCUAGUGAAAAGGAAGAGUACCAACCUUCCUGUGAGACAACUCUAUUCACAGGAUGUGCUCCACGGGCUGAGAACCUACAUGUCACUAGUUCCCCAUCACCUGGUUUUAACAAUUCCCGUGGCAGUCUUUCCACUGGAGAGGGAAAUGGUUCACCAAGCCACCAGCCAGAACCAUCUCUUCCUGUUGCAGAUAAACUUCUGCCUACAACUAACUACCAGGAAACUCAACAGUGGCUACAGCGCAACCGAUUCUCUGCCUUCUCUCGGCUUUUCAGAAAUUUCUCUGGGGCAGAUUUGUGGAGGUUAACCAGACAUGAUUUUAUCCAAAUUUGUGGCCCUGCUGAUGGAAUCCGCCUCUUCAAUACCUUAAAAGGGCGCAUGGUGAGGCCCAGGCUGACAAUUUACCUUUGUCACGAAUCCCUGCAGUUGAGUGAGCAACAGCAGCAGAAAUAUGAGAAUGGAGAGUCAAAUGAUACUUUGUUUGUGUACCGUGCCAUCUAUCUGGAAGAAUUGACAACUGUGGAGCUGACAGAGAAAAUUGCUCAGCUUCUCAGUAUUUCUCCUUCUCAGAUCACUCAGAUCUACAGAGUGGGGCCAAAAGGAAUCCAUGUUCUCAUCAGUGAUCAGGUGAUCCGCAACUUUGAGGAAGAAACCUGUUUUCUUCUGAAUACAACGAAAGCUGAAGCCAAUGAUAACUAUUCUAUCAUCCUGGAAUAGAAGGGGAACAUCCUGUGCUGGAUAGCUGCGGCUUCCUUCUCCUCUUGGACACUUCUCCUCUUGCAAAAGGAUAUGGACAGAGAGUUGGAGGUCUGCAGGAGUCUGACUGAUGGAGAGUGGGAGGUGGAGUGAUGCUACUCUGUGGAGAUGUAUGCCCAGCCGUCCAUUCCUUGUCCCAACCAUUUUACCAUAUACAAACUCCCAUCUGGCAUGCAGUUCUACAACUAUUUCCUAGUUAUGGUGCUGGACUGUGUUGUUGUUGAGUAUUUAUAGAUACUAUAUUGAGUAUUGAUAGAAAUUUGUCAUAUCAUGUAGAUUUUAUGUAGUGUAUAAUGAUGAUGAGAAUUGUGUUUUGUUUAAUUGUAUGAUAAUCUGGAGUCAUGUAAUUUUUGUCUAAUAUGAGACACUAAUCGUUAUUCUAUAGACUACUCAUCAACCAACUCCUACAUUACAUACCUGCAGUCUCUGCUUUCACUCCAGUGUAUUUGUUCCUGGAAACCAGAAUGAUUGGGAAAGAAAUUUUUCCCAUGAACUGUAUAUCCUACUAUUACUCUUGAUACUACAUGGUGAUCCUUCAUUGCUGUGGGGAAAUGUGAUUGUACAUGGAAGAUCAAGGAAAUAGCUUUCAAAAGUGACUUACUAAUAGGGUCAGAGAUAUGAAAAAUAUAAGUGCUCACUCUCCCUUUCUCUCAUUAUUUUUAUUUAUUUUUAUUUUUUCCAAGUGAGAGGUUGAGAGGAGGGCACUAUUACACAAUAAAAUUGGCAGAAUUUGAAUGCUAACUUCCCAGUUAAUUUUUCCCAGUGCAGUUUUCAGGCCUUUCUUUUAAUGUAUAAGACUUUUCCGACUUUCUAUCCUGUGUCCUCAUUCCUAGUGUAAGAGGCCCUUUUGUUUAUGUAGUGUUCUUGACUGGAUACUGUUUAAGGAAGUCUUUCCCAUGUGAGUAAAAGGAGCUGCAGAUUAGGAGUCAAAACCAGGGUUCUUAUCCUUACCUCUGCAUUAAGUCACAUUGUGAUCCUGGGAAACAAUGCUUUUGGGUCUCUCUUUCCUCAUAUGUAAAGUAAAGAAUGUGAAGAAAAUGAUCGUCAGUGCUGUUUUUAACUCUAAAAUCUAGAAUUCUGUGGGUCUAUUUGCAUUUAUGCCCUUUUCAUGUUGUUGUUCUACUUCAAAAAUAAUUGUGUCUGUGACUAUUCCUUGUUUUGCAUGUAGAUUGCUAAAAUUCCCUGAAUUAAAAGAUUCUUUAUGGGCAUGGA
Molecule: messenger RNA, 3114 nt
Organism: Antechinus flavipes (yellow-footed antechinus)
Lineage: Eukaryota; Metazoa; Chordata; Mammalia; Dasyuromorphia; Dasyuridae
Product: alpha-globin transcription factor CP2-like
Exons: 1
Coding region: 373-1863 (496 amino acids)
Biological process (GO): positive regulation of transcription by RNA polymerase II
Cellular component (GO): nucleus
Molecular function (GO): RNA polymerase II cis-regulatory region sequence-specific DNA binding; DNA-binding transcription activator activity, RNA polymerase II-specific
Source: RefSeq, a predicted model, not a curated record